UGCUGCAUCUAUUAAUUUAAUAUUUUAUUCUUUUACUAAAUAUUUUAUCAAUGAUGUUAUUACGCAUAUAAAUCUCACGUACAAAUACGAAUAUGUUUUAAAAUUGUAAGUACAGAUUUGCAGUCGGGAAGACGCGCUACAGAUGACAGAUGUUUUGAAGCACAUGCAACGACAUGUCGUGGAAUCCUUCGAAAAAUCAUAGCGAACGCGAAAGAUGGGUGUGUAUUUAUCCAAUAUAUUUGAACAAUAAGAGGAGUUUAAAAGACGGACGAAAGUUGGUCAAGGACAAAUGUGUGGAGAAUCCAACGCAUCAGGAAAUACGGGAUGUGUUGGUAGCAGCAGGUUUUAACGUAGGCGUCGAGAACAAGCUACAUCCCAAAGAACGUAGCAAGGAACCUCUGUUUCGCGGUCGUAUUCGCGUACAAUUGAAAAACGACGAUGGUACACCGAUACGAUCCGAGUUUCCCACUAGAGAUUCUCUCUUGGCAUAUAUUGGAACCACAAUUCCAAAGUUAAAGACUCGUCAGGGUAAACAAAGUUCUAGCGAGCAAGCAUCGCAGCCAUCCGCAUCAACAUCAAAGAAAGGAAAAGGCAAAGGAAGGAGAUAAAGAAGAGGAUGUGGAAUCACUUGUCACAUGGACGAUGACCAGGUGACCAACGAUGAUGGCUAAAUAAAUUGUGCAAAAGUACCGGAAGACUAUCCGUUUUAUGCAAACGAUGGUGGGACCCGUGUCUGUAAGGAUGAUGGAUAAUCGAACCCACCACUGGGCUUGCUGCAUCGUAUAUGUUUGCUGAAUAGCUGAGAGCUGGAUGUAUCAUUCCAAUGAUUGGGAUUUCUGCAUCGGAUAUAGCUGGACGUGAUCCGGCCUCUUCUAUCAUGUACAAUGAAGAGUUGCAUGUAUUCCAAGAAAUCGGACUAUUUAACGAUAUUUCACCGUAAAAUUCAUUUUCGGGUUGCUUUGUCUCGUCGAGGACACCCGAAAAUGAAUUUGUUGCAGAAUCGCUAUCAUAAGCCGCAUUGAAUGCUUUGAUAAAAUGGGAGUGACCAACCACUGGUCCUUCAUUGAUAAAAUACUGUGCCACUUUGUCGGCAUCUCCUACAAGGCAAUUCGCUAGUCUUUACUUUAAAUAUUGGAGACCGAUCAUAUUCAAAUAUGUAGAAGACGUUUCAAUUCUCGUAGUCUUUCUUAAUCAAAUGUCUUGCAUUUUUGUAUUUCUCGCGUAUUUGGAUAUUUAAUUAAUAGUUAAUCUUCUAUAUAUAAACAAAAAAUUACUU
This is a messenger RNA of Nylanderia fulva, 1276 nucleotides long. It is a transcript of the gene Srp19, whose product is annotated as signal recognition particle 19. Lineage: Eukaryota; Metazoa; Arthropoda; Insecta; Hymenoptera; Formicidae. Gene Ontology annotation, cellular component: signal recognition particle, endoplasmic reticulum targeting. The record is from RefSeq and is a predicted model, not a curated record. Gene Ontology annotation, biological process: SRP-dependent cotranslational protein targeting to membrane, signal sequence recognition; SRP-dependent cotranslational protein targeting to membrane. Gene Ontology annotation, molecular function: 7S RNA binding.